AUGUCCACCUAUACUGUUAACGUAUCUGGAAUCGCCCCGAGCACAACCCAGUCUCAACUCAACGACUUCUUUACUUUCUGUGGAAAGAUCGCUUCGAUCAACUACAAUGAGAAGGAGCACACUGCAGCUAUUGCGUUUGAGAAACCCAACGCUGCGAAGACUGCGCUCAUGCUGAACGGAGGCGCUUUGGACGGUGCUAACCUCGCGGUGACCUCGGAUGUUGUUCACCAAGAUGAGGAUCAUCACCCCACUGCGACUGGCGAACGUCACAUUGAACAGUCAGACAAGCCUAGGGCAGGCAUUGCUGCCGAAUAUCUCGCUAAGGGAUACGUUUUGUCGGAGCAGAUUCUCCAUCGCGCCAUUGAGAUAGAUACCAAACAAGGAAUUUCGAAGCGCUUCCUAGAUUACUUCCACUCUCUCGACAAAUCUGUUGGAGAGCGUGCUUUGGGUCACGAUCAAACGAUUUCUAGCAAAGUCCAAGCAACAGUUGACCAUGCAACGCAGCAAGCAAGAGCUGUUGACGAGCAGAAGGGUUACACCAAAGUCGCUCAUGACUAUUACACGAAGGCUCUUGCCUCUCCCUUUGGUCAGAAGGUCGCGUCUUUCUACACCGACACCACUAAGCAGAUUCGCGACAUUCACGAAGAAGCUCGUCGUAUUGCAGACCAGGAGAAAGCGAAGCAUGAACAGGCAUCUACUCCACCAGCAGGAUCUGCUGCCGUUCCUGACCCGAAGACUGAAGCUGCGCCUACUGUUGUCUAG
This is a messenger RNA of Cyclocybe aegerita, 762 nucleotides long. The record is from the annotation of a GenBank genome assembly. NCBI's taxonomy places the organism in Eukaryota, Fungi, Basidiomycota, Agaricomycetes, Agaricales, Hemipholiotaceae.